AUGAGCACCGGGAAGGCCAGCAGCAUGAGCAGGGGGUGCCAGUUGAAGAUGGGACCCGUGUCAUUCGCGCCCUCACCCAGGUCCCGCGGGGUCGUGCCCACACCUCCCAGGGGGCCAAAGACCCACCACACCGCGAGGAUCAAGAUGCCCGCCUGGCAGAGCCGGGUGGUGACUGUGGCGGGGGCCCGGAGCAGGCGCCCCAAACCCCGGCCUGCAUCCGACUGGCUGGACAUGCUCGGACACUGGAGUAUCACAUAUUCCUUGCUUACUGGAGUGUAUGUGUGGGGGUCAUUGGAUGAAGAGUGGGACCGGCGGCUCGCGCUUUGGACUUGGUUCCCAUGA
Molecule: messenger RNA, 342 nt
Organism: Auxenochlorella protothecoides
Lineage: Eukaryota; Viridiplantae; Chlorophyta; Trebouxiophyceae; Chlorellales; Chlorellaceae
Exons: 1
Coding region: 1-342 (113 amino acids)
Source: RefSeq, a predicted model, not a curated record